This is a messenger RNA of Haplochromis burtoni (Burton's mouthbrooder), 1783 nucleotides long. It is a transcript of the gene neurog1, whose product is annotated as neurogenin 1. The record is from RefSeq and is a predicted model, not a curated record. Bases 266 to 850 code for a protein of 194 amino acids. The transcript has a single exon. NCBI's taxonomy places the organism in Eukaryota, Metazoa, Chordata, Actinopteri, Cichliformes, Cichlidae. Gene Ontology annotation, molecular function: protein dimerization activity.
GACCUGCCGCAGCAUUCAUCCCCUCAUCCUGCGCGCUGAUGCCAGCUCGGGGGGGUCACAGGGGGGGCGCGGGGGCAGGGGGCCGGUCAUUGUCCUCCGCGCGCUAUAUAAGCGGGCUGAGGCCGGUCGUGUGCCAGGCUCACCGGCUCGCACGAGCUGAUCCAGAGCAGAAAACACGCAGAGACACGCGCGCCUCUCCGAACUGACACAAACUUCAGGUGAAUUCCUCUCGCGUGGAUCCCUCACGCUUCCUCUCCUCGCAGUCAUGGACUCGCUCUACUCCGACAUCGACAGCAACAGCUGCGACUUCUUCCCGCACAGCGAAGACGAGGAGUCCCGCAGCCCGCGCUGCGCGUCCCCGCAGCCCGAGCAGCAGAAGAAGCAGCGGCGUCGCGGCCGCGCGCGCAGCGACGCCACGGUGCAGGUGGUGAAGAAGAACCGGCGCCUGAAAGCCAACGACCGCGAGCGUAAUCGCAUGCACAACUUGAACGACGCGCUGGACGCGCUGCGCGGCGUGCUGCCCGCAUUCCCGGACGAGACGAAGCUGACAAAAAUCGAGACUCUGCGGUUCGCGCACAACUACAUCUGGGCGCUGUCCGAGACCAUCCGCAUCGCGGACCUGCAGGCGGGCAAGGCUGGAGAGCCGCCUGUGCUGCUCAGCCCGUGCCUAGCCGAGGCCCCGAGCCCGGGCAGCGAUGCCUGCUCCUGGAGCUCCAGUGGCUCCUCGUCCUCGUCCUCCCCGGCCUACUGCGCCUCCAGCCCGGGCAGCCCCGCCGCGCCCGAGGACUACAGCUACCUGCGGCAGGACGCGCUGUACGGCUUCCGCAGCUUCGUGCCGGGCAUCUACUGAUCCAUGAGCCCGGAGGUCCCGCUGGAAUAAGACUGAGAGCCGCUAUUUGCCUUACUCACACCUCAUCACCAUCGUCGUCGUGCCUCUACGGAUGGACUGGAAAUGAAAGGAACUGAAUUUGAUCUGUUUUUUUAUUAUUAGUUUUGGGUUUUGUAAAUUUCUCCAAAAACCUUUGCACUUUCCCCUCUCCCCCCUCUCUCCCCCAGAGUCUGCAGGUUACCUCAGUCUCAGUUUUUCUGUUUUCGUGUCCGAGGUGAAAAGUCAAUUUUACAAUUAGUAGAGUGAUUCUGCAGAAAAGAGAGCGUGGAAAUCGAGUUUCAACGCUCCCACAAUAGACUGAAAGGAGCUGCCCGCAUUCAUUAUGUAUUCCACACACACACACACACCUCUCUCUGCUGUGUUUUUAUUUAUUCGACUCGUUUCGUUUUGUCACGUGAAAUUUGUAUUUUGUACAUAAAGAGAUUUUAUUCUAUUUACUUGGAGCUUUGGUGCCACUUUUCUACUAAAUAAUAAAGUUAUAACGUUUCUAUAAAACUCGCCUCUGCCUGCUUCUCCUUGAUCCCGAGCCUCAGUCUGCGCAGAUAUGCUGCAGUAAUCUGAGUUUAAUCCGGGUUUAACCGCCGUGCACGGGCGCAGACAAUGGCUUCAGGGAUCGUGCGUGAGUUUUUUUUUUAUUAUAAUGAUAAUUAAUAUUAAUAAGAUAACGGUUUGCUGAGAGCAGCAGGUGGAAGCACGUCACGCGACACGGAGAUCGUUUAAAGUUUGACUGUGAUGUUAAUGAGGCACAAAUAAAAAGCGGUGGAAGAUCAUAAACAAGCAAACUGCAACUAAAGGAUUUAAUGUGAUUUAAUGAGCUUUACAGAUGCACCAGCCUGUUGUUCUGCGCAUGUGUACAGGCGAUUAGAGAGCAAUUUCAAAAUAAAACAAUAAAAU